CUUGUACCAGUUAUCUCAGUGGCUCCUGCCUUAACCAUGAAGUCCAGCAACCUCUUCUUCCUCGUGGUGCUGCUCACCUUGGUGUCCUUGGCUUCAUCUCGGACCCUGAAAGCCGCCGUUAAAGAGCCAGUAAGGAAAGGAACAUGCCCAGUUGUGAGGGGCCGAUGCUUAAUGUUAAACCCUCCAGACUACUGUAAGAAAGACAAACAAUGUCCUCAAGGAAAGAAGUGCUGUGAAGGCAUGUGCGGGAAGAUCUGCAUGACCCCUGUGUCAGAUAAAAAGAAAGAAGGGGAGUGCCCAGCAGACAAUGUCCGCUGUAUUAGGGAAGAUACACCAGACUGCACCACUGAUUAUGAUUGCCUCGGAAAGAAGAAAUGCUGUUAUUUUCACUGUGGUUUCAAGUGUGUAGGCCCCAAGAACACAGAGAACCAUAAAGGUUGAUUCCUUCUGAGAGCAUAUAUCUGGAUUCCAAGAUGGCAACACCCAUUCUCUCUCUGGCCACUGAGAAGUGAAGCUAUUUGUGGAAGAGCAUCUCCCAUUGGUCAGACCAAUGACCAAGAAGUCCUGGAUGGUGGAGGGCCCUGUCUUCUUUUUCUCUUGGUAAAAGCCUGGUUGCAACUUUUCUCCUUAGAGACCCACUUGGUAUAGAACUUCCCAAUGCUUGUCCCAGUAGAGACUGAUUGAACCCUUGUUGUUGUCACCAUUACCCCAUAAUCUUUAGUGUAAAAUAAAACACUCCCUAUGAAGGAGGACACAAUUAUCUUCCAUUCAAUAAAAUGCAAGUUCUUUCUUUGA
Messenger RNA from Gracilinanus agilis (Agile Gracile Mouse Opossum), 795 nucleotides. RefSeq names its product antileukoproteinase-like. The record is from RefSeq and is a predicted model, not a curated record. The transcript has 4 exons. Gene Ontology annotation, molecular function: peptidase inhibitor activity. Lineage: Eukaryota; Metazoa; Chordata; Mammalia; Didelphimorphia; Didelphidae. The coding region runs from base 37 to 441 and encodes 134 amino acids. Gene Ontology annotation, biological process: innate immune response; antibacterial humoral response. Gene Ontology annotation, cellular component: extracellular region.